Messenger RNA from Daphnia pulicaria, 1569 nucleotides. It is a transcript of the gene CSN3, whose product is annotated as COP9 signalosome complex subunit 3-like. The record is from RefSeq and is a predicted model, not a curated record. The transcript has 7 exons. Gene Ontology annotation, cellular component: COP9 signalosome. Gene Ontology annotation, biological process: ubiquitin-dependent protein catabolic process. Bases 103 to 1449 code for a protein of 448 amino acids. NCBI's taxonomy places the organism in Eukaryota, Metazoa, Arthropoda, Branchiopoda, Diplostraca, Daphniidae.
UAUCAACGAAUAAAGACAACUGCAGACGACGUUUGUUGGCUCAUCCAAAUAUUUCUCUCUUCAAUUCAAUAUCUUUCAAUCUAAUAUUCUUCAAAUUUGAAUAUGGCGUCAUCCCUAGAACAUUUUGUAAAUUCUGUUCGUAAUCUCUCUGGCGAAGGAAGCUGGCGAGAACUAUAUGAUUUCCUCGGCAAGUCGCCCGACGUACUCAUGAGGAAUUCCGAACAUUUAGACACUGUUCUGGAUACUCUUGACCCACAACUUCACAGUCUAGGUGUUUUGGCAAUUUACAUGGUAAAGUUCAUGAUUCUCAACCAAAAUGCAGCUCAAAAUCAAGGAAUUCAAGUUCCAGAACCCGAAGUGCUCAUCAGUCAAGUCAGUCAGUUCAUCACAGUUUGCAAUGGUGAACAAAUUCGCUGUGCUCCUGACUCAUUCGCUGAGCUGUGUAACCAGUUUACCCAAUGCCUAGUGGAACGAGAGACACCUGCCAGGGGUAUUGUUCCCCUUACCAAAGCUAUUCGGAAAGCCAGAAUGAAUGAAACACAGCUGACGUCUAUCCACGCUAGCCUUCUCCAACUCUGUUUGAUGGCACAGAAUUUAAAACCUGCCUUGGAGUUUUUGAAUGUUGAGAUUUCUGAAAUCAAUUCAGAGAAUGGAUAUUUUGAUGCCAAGCAUUUCUUGCUCUACUACUACUAUGGGGGAGUUAUCAACAUGGCUGUCAAAAACUUUGAGCGAGCCCUGUAUUCAUUCGAAGUAGCUUUGACGACACCAUCUUCAGCCGUAUCUCACAUCAUGCUGGAAUCGUACAAAAAGUACAUUCUCGUCUCACUCAUUCUUCAUGGAAAGGUGGCACCUCUUCCCAAAUACACAUCUCAAGUGGUUAAUCGGCUCCUGAAACCCAUGAGCGCCAUCUACCACGAAAUCACGACGGUAUUUGCUACCAACAAGCCGACGUCACUGGAACUUGUCCUCCAAAAGCACCGAGAAUUGUUGCAGCGUGAAAAUAACUGGGGUCUGGCCAAACAAGUACAACAAUCGCUCUACAAGAAGAUUAUUCAGCGACUGACUCAGACUUUUCUGACGCUUUCGCUCAGCGAUAUGGCCCUGCGAGUUCAGUUGCCCAGCGUGAUGGAAGCGGAAAAACUCGUCUUGACCAUGAUUGAAGAUGGGGAUAUUUACGCCAGCAUUAGCCAGAAAGACGGGAUGGUAUUGUUUCACGACAAUCCGGACAAAUACGACAGCACUUCAACUGUUGAGCGCGUUCAGAAAGAGGUCAACAUUUGCAUCGAGUUGGACAUGCAGGUGCAGAAGAUGGAGGAAGCCAUCUGCACGAACCCGGUUUUCGUGAAGAAGGCGUCAGGUGCCAUGGAAGAGGACGAUGGAGGGAGGAGUUCAGCUUCGUCAGCCCUUCAGGCCGGUGCGGCAACCAAAGUUCCCUCCUUCUCCAUGUGAUCACCUAUGAUGCUCUUUAAAACACCAACUAAUCCAUAACGUCUCGAUAAAAUAAUUACUUUCACAUUUUUUUUUGUUAAAUAACUAAGUGAGGAUUCAUACACGGAUUAAAAACAAAAA